CACAUCGUUUCAGGGAGUCCAGGAAUCCGAUCGUGUCGUCGCUGCUGACUGACUGGAGACUCGGACAGGAAGAUGCUGGGGCUGCUGCUGGUGACACUGCCCCUAGCUCUGGCCGCGGAGAGCGAAGUUCUCAACAUCUGCAUGAACGGAACACAUCAGAAGGUGAAGCCUGGUCCUGAAGGCCAACUCUUCAAGCAGUGUGAGCCAUGGAGAGACAAUGCUUGUUGUACAGCCAACACCAGCGUGCACGCACACAAUGACCAGUCGCACCUCUACAACUUCAACUGGAAUCACUGUGGCAUCAUGACGGAGAAAUGUAAACGGCACUUCAUCCAGGACACCUGUUUCUACGAGUGUUCGCCCAACCUGGGCCCCUGGAUCCAACAGGUGAGCUCAUCGUGGCGUGAUGAGCGUAUCCUGUACGUGCCAAUCUGCAAGACGGACUGUGAUGAGUGGUGGCGGGAUUGCCAACAAGAUUACACCUGCAAAGAGGACUGGCACUACGGCUGGGACUGGUCCACAGGCAUCAACCAGUGCCCAGUGGGCUCCGAGUGCCGGCGGUUUGGCGAUGUGUUCCCCACCGCGAGGGACCUGUGUGAGAAGGUGUGGAGCAACUCGUACCGUUGGACAGAUCACCCGCGGGGCAGUGGUCUCUGCAUGUCCCUCUGGUUCAAGGCCGGCCUCAAGCCCAACCCCAACCAGGGCGUGGCACGCCACUACGCCCUGCAGAUGGGCCUCAUCUCCUGCAGCAGCCUGGCCUGGCCCAGCCCCCUGCUGCUAGGCCUCAGCCUGCUCCUCUCCCCCUCCCUCUCCCCCUCCCUCUCCCCC
Molecule: messenger RNA, 828 nt
Organism: Leucoraja erinaceus (little skate)
Lineage: Eukaryota; Metazoa; Chordata; Chondrichthyes; Rajiformes; Rajidae
Product: folate receptor alpha-like
Cellular component (GO): external side of plasma membrane
Molecular function (GO): signaling receptor activity
Source: RefSeq, a predicted model, not a curated record